AUGUUGGCUGCCAAUGCAUAUAAAAAGUAUGAUAAUUCAAAAUUGCCUAGACAAAAUAAAUACAUUAAAAUAGCGACACUUGUCAAACCUGCCCUCUUGAUGCAACAGUCUAGACCUUAUGAUUGCUGCGAACUAGGACGGAUUCGAGUCAAGAGUCAAAGGCUCAAGAGAUCUGCACCCGGGUAGGUGUUGGCUGCUUUCCUGUAGUUGGGAAUGGAGGUGCGAAAAAAAGUCCUUUUGGAUCCGAGGAUCCAUGGGCAUUUCUCUACCGAGAAAACUUGGGGUUUCAGCUCAGGCAUAGGGAAGUAGUCUUUUUCCUGUAGCAGUCGAAGGAAAGCAUUUCGGCACCCGAAAGACUCCAAUUGCCUGUAGCAGGGCCUCAGAAAUCCAUAAGCACUCAAGACUGAAGCCGCAAGGAAAGGAGGAGGUAGAAACUACCGGAAGUGGCAUCCACCUUCGGGGGGAGGACCACCUGGGCUGGAGUCAAAAAGCAUUAGAAUCUCCAAUACGGAAGGCCUUUAGUGACUGCGUCACCAAUAUGGCUAACGCCUGAAUUUUAAUAAUCCUAAUUCUACGCCUAGAGAAAAUGCAAAUUCUAACGAACAGUCGAAGCGUUUCACGUUCCCAAAGCUCCCUUUUCUAUCUCGAGCAUGAAAAGUUGGGAAAUAUUAUAAUGGCUCUGGAAAUUCAAAAUAUAUCCAAAGGGUCGAAUCAGAGCCAACGAUUUUGACCCCAAGGACUUCUAAAACCGCUAAAUCAGUUACUCCUGUAAGCUUUAAUUCGAAAUAUCAUGCAAACACAGAAACUGAGCGUAAUUUCAAUACAAAUAAUGGCUAUUUUUCCAUGAUUAACGCUCAGAAAGUGCAUUAUGAUCCAAUAACCAAUGCCCCUUUAAAUGUGAAAUCUGCUACUACGUGCUUGAAGAGGAAAGAAAUAGAGACACUUAUGAGGGAAGAGAUAAGAUAUAACCGCAAGCUAAAUCCUCAAUAUCAAGAAGCAUUAGCAAAGAAUCCCAAAGUUUUUUUUAGGAGAUCAGGAGAAUUCACAAAGUUUGAUGACAUGUGUGUGCAGAAAAAUGGAGGAAAUCCAUUUUAUCAUCCACUUUCCCUAACCCUCCUUCAUGGGCGAGCAAAAAAGUAAAUUUUUAAGCAUCCCAAUUUGAUUUGAAAAAUUUAUAUUUAAAAUGCAAGCUGCUUUAAUUCAACAGAAUUAGCUAUAUUUCGUAUACUAAUUAUCUCUUUAUAUCAAAUUAUUUUUCUAUAAAAUUUUUUUGAAGAAAGAGUAAAUAAAAAUAAGUAG
Blepharisma stoltei is the source of this 1299-nucleotide messenger RNA. NCBI's taxonomy places the organism in Eukaryota, Ciliophora, Heterotrichea, Heterotrichida, Blepharismidae. The record is from the annotation of a GenBank genome assembly.